Molecule: messenger RNA, 1156 nt
Organism: Protobothrops mucrosquamatus (brown spotted pit viper)
Lineage: Eukaryota; Metazoa; Chordata; Lepidosauria; Squamata; Viperidae
Product: SUMO-specific isopeptidase USPL1
Exons: 5
Biological process (GO): protein desumoylation; Cajal body organization
Cellular component (GO): Cajal body
Molecular function (GO): SUMO binding
Source: RefSeq, a predicted model, not a curated record
AUGACAGAUUUAUGGAAAAUAAAGUUACAACUACAUUUUUGUCUUGUGUUUUCCUUCAAAGGGGAGGAAGAAAGUCCAGUGUUUGCUUUUCCUUUACUUCUGCGGGAAGAUCGACAUAUAGAGAAUCUCUUUCUCCAUUCUUUCUCCUGGAAGUUUGAAUGUUUGCAGUGUGGCUACCACACCAACAAUAGUUGUCAGCGGACAAUGACAACGUUUACAAAUAUAAUCCCAGAGUGGCACCCAUUGAAUGCUGUUCAUGUUGCUCCCUGUAAUAAGUGCAAUCACACAUCUCAAAGAAGAAAAAUGGUUUUAGAAAAGAUCUCCUCAGUUCUGAUGAUGCAUUUUGUUGAAGGCUUGCCGCAUAACAAUUUGAUGGCCUACUCAUUUCAGUUUCAAGAAUAUUCAUAUCAAGUAACAGCUGUGGUUCAAUAUCAGAAGGCACAACACUUCAUAACUUGGAUCUUGACUUCAGAUGGGAUAUGGCUUGAGUGUGAUGACUUAAAAGGUUCAUUCUCCAGAAGACAUCAUACCUUUGGGGUUCCUUCUGCAGAAAUACAUAUUGUCAUUUGGGAAAGAAAACCACCACAAAUCACCAAUUAUUCGGAUUUACAAGUUGAAGAAACAGUGAAAGCACAGUUAAAAACUACAGAUAAAUACUCUAAUGAUGAAACUGCAGACAGUGCACCUUUAACUUGUCAGAAAGCAGUUCAAAUGGUGAACACACAUAUAGAGGAAAUAGAAAACUUAGUAAGCAAUCAGAAAAAUAGUUUGCUUCAUGGCUUGGGCAACCUGUCUGAUGAUGAUGUUGUAACAUUGGAUCUUGACUUGGGUGGACAGCUGUUAGAAGGUAAAUAUAUAGAAAAUAAGCAGAUAAUCAGAACGGGUCCAUUGCAGUUGCAAGAGUUGGAUGAGAAAGAUGUAUGCCCACUUACUCCUGAAGGGGAUAUUCAAAAAAGAAGUGUAGUGUUAGGGAAUACCAGUGCUCCGAUGCCUGAAGGACAGCCAUCUGAUGCAAGCAAUUUAGUUACUACACCAUCAGUUGCUUUAAGUAAUGGUAAAAUAAAUUUCUCAUCCGAAAUACUAUUAUCACAAGUCUCCUUAGUUCCAGCAGAAGAGAGCAGCAAUUGCCAUCCAAAGAACCCUCAGAAAAAAAACA